CUGUUGUUUCUAAUGAAGAAAGAGCUCCACCCUCGGCCACUGCCACAGCGGCUGUGUCAAUAACAAGGGCAAAACAUUCUCCCUCUUUGUGUGUAUCCAACAUGGACGCUUUUCAGAGCAUUUUAAAAUUUUUCCUUAACCAGAAAACUGUUAUUGGCUACAGUUUCAUGGCCCUGCUGACCGUGGGAAGUGAGCGUCUCUUUUCACUUGUGGCUUUUAAGUGCCCCUGCAGCACUGAGAAUACGGUCUAUGGGCUGGUUUUCCUCUUUGCUCCUGCCUGGGUGCUGCUGAUCCUGGGAUUCUUUCUGAACAACAAGUCAUGGAAACUCUUCACAGGCUGCUGUGUGAAUCCCAGGAAAAUCUUUCCUAGGGGUGACAGUUGCCGCUUCUUCUAUGUCCUUGGUGAGAUCACUCUCAGUUCAUUGGUGGCUCCUGUGAUGUGGCUCUCUGUGGCUUUACUCAAUGGAACGUUUUAUGAAUGUGCCAUGAGUGGGACGAAGAGUUCGAGACUCCUGGAACUUAUUUGCGAUGGCAAGCCCAAAGAGUGCUGGGAAGAACUUCACAGAGUAUCCUGUGGCAAAACUAGUAUGCAAACCACGGACACUGAAGAACUGAAAUUGUCCCUUCAAGCCCAGUCUCAGAUUUUAGGAUGGUGCCUGAUUUGCUCAGCGUCUUUCUUCUCACUGCUCACUACGUGUUAUGCUCGCUGCCGAUCUAAAGUCAGCCACCUUCAGCUGAGCUUUUGGAAGACGUAUGCACAAAAGGAGAAGGAGCAGUUGGAAAAUACGUUUCUGGAGUAUGCCACCAAGUUGAGCGAGAGGAACCUGAAAUGCUUUUUUGAAAACAAGAGGCCCGAGGUCUUUCCUAUGCCCUCUUUUGCUGCCUGGGAGGCUGCCUCACAGCUGCAUUCCUUCCACCAAAGUCAGCAACACUACAGCACUCUCCACAAGGUGGUGGAAGAUGGCUUGGAACUUAACCCUGGGGAUGAUGAGACAACCAUGAUUCUCGUGGGCACCGCCCAAAAUCUGUAGCUCGUCCUCGUCGCUGACUCAUGGUGUUGAGUGGUAUACUCACUUGGACAUCCUCCUACUCUAUCAAAAGCAACCUGUAUCUCUGUAUUUCCCCACCUUUAGAGUUUCUUUACAAGACAACCAUGCAUGGAGAAACUGCUUUGAAGUUCUCAAGUGCAAUGCCACGAUGUGUUCAAACUAAUGCUAAGUGGUGGCAAAGCUCCUCUUCACUGUGUGAGGGGCGGGCUCAGUAAGCCCAAUUGUCUGUCCAACUUCUAAGAUUUUAUUAUUGAGCACAAAGACUCAUUCGAGAAGGUCUGUUGGUCUCUGUCAAUAUUCAUCAUGGUAUCGGAGGGCAGAAGCAAUGGUUUAUGAGUGAGCAAGGGAUUGUUGCCAUAGAUAGCAGGAGUCCUUGUUCUGUGAAUCUAUCCCACUGCCUUUCAGGGAUGCACAGACUUUUAACACGUGAAAUUCAUUUCUGGUGCUGGCGCUGUGGAAUAGCAGUGAAGUCACAUCCUGCAAAGCCAGCAUUCCAUAUGGGUGCCGGUUAGAGUCCUGGUUACUACAGUUCUAAUGCAGCUCCCUGCUAAUGGCCUGGGAAAAGCGGUAGAAGAUGACCCAAGUGCUUGGGCCUCUGCACCCACAUGGGAAAUCGGGAAGAAGCUCCUGAACCAGCCCUGGCCAUAGUGGCCAUCUGUGGCGUGAACCAGCAGAUGGACGAUCUCCCUGUUUCUCCCUCUAUCUCUGUAACUCUGACUUGCAAAUAAAUAAAAUAAAUCUUAAAAAAAAAAGAAAAAGUGGGUAAAAAUUCCUGAAUAAACUUCAAAAAAAUUCAUUCCAUCAGAAUCUGAAGAUCUGAUCUCUCAAAAACAACCAAUUGAAAAUAAUAUCGUGCUUAAAAUUCAAAGCUUUUCACAUGUUCACUGUACACCCUGAAAAUAAGCUCCUGGAGACAGGACUAAAUCACAACUUUUGUGGACUCCAGCCACUUUUGACUUCAUGUAUCAUUUUCUAACUCUCAAUAGGAAUAAUAAAUAUAUGUAUGUGAUGUGUAUGUGUCUAUGGAUAUCUAUUGAUGUUCACACACAUCACACACACAUAUAUAUCUAUGAUGUAUUGAUAAAAAGACAACUAUAUUAUCAUAUAUUGAAACAUUUUUUUCAACUCAAAAAUUCACUUAUUUCCUUCUGAUUUUAAAAUAGAUUCCAGCUCGCGCCCCGGCUCACUUGGCUAAUCUUUUGCCUGCGGCACCGGCACCCUGGGUUCUAGUCCCAGUUGGGGCACUGGAUUCUGUCCCAGUUACUCCUCUUCUAGUCUAGCUCUCUGCUGUGGCCCGAGAGGGCAGUGGAAGAUGGCCCAAGUGCUUGGGCCCUGCACCUGCAUGGGAGACCAGGAGGAAGCACCUGGCUCCUGGCUUUGAAUUGGCACAGCGCCGGCGGUACUGGCCAUUUGGGGGGUGAACCAAGGGAAGGAAGACCUUUCUCUCUCUCUCUCUCUCUCUCUCUCUCUCACUCUCUAACUCUGCCUGUCAAAAAAAAAAAAAAUAGAUUCCAAAAUUUUUUGUGUACCCCUAGGUGUGGUGUAUUUUUUUUUCUGUUUGGGUUCCUAUAAUAAUAAUAGACUGGGUGGCUAAUAAUAAAUCCCACAGUUCUGGAGGCUGGGAAGUCUGAAAUUAGUCUGGUUGUGUUCUAGUGAGGGCCUUUUUCCAGGUUGCAGGCUGCUGACUUCCCACUGUGUCCUCAUGUGGUGGCAAAGGCAAAUAAGUUUCCUUGGGCAUCUCUUGUAAGGGCAUUAAUCUCAUUCUUAAAGGCUCAGCCCUCAUGAUCAAAUUACCUUUCAAGCCUCCUCCCUUAAUACCAUCCCUUUGGUGGUUAGGAUUUCAAUAUGUGACUCUUAGGAGACACAAACAUUCAGACCAUAGGAAGGUAAAUUGACGCUAACUGGUGAUCUGGGACACUGUCCAAAGCAUAACCAGAAUAAAACUUUUAUGGUUUUAAGUUUAUCAGACAUAAUGGAAAAUUGAAUUGUACUGUAUAAUAUACCCAUGUUGGUUUAUGUGUAUAUAUGUAAAUUCUCUUUAAAUCACAGAGUGGAAUUGUGCUUUAGAAAGAGGAACUGUGUUUACAUUGUGACUCACACUUUAUAUCGCUGACAGUCUAUGUCUCUUACUUUGAGAAAGCUAUUAUCAUGAAACAUGAUUAACAUGAAACAUGAUGACAAACUACAGGUACAAGACCAGAGCCUAACUGUGAUAUUACAAUUUAUAAUAAGAAAUAAAUAUUUAUUUUGUGCCCA
Molecule: messenger RNA, 3305 nt
Organism: Oryctolagus cuniculus (rabbit)
Lineage: Eukaryota; Metazoa; Chordata; Mammalia; Lagomorpha; Leporidae
Gene: CALHM5
Product: calcium homeostasis modulator family member 5
Cellular component (GO): plasma membrane
Molecular function (GO): monoatomic cation channel activity
Source: RefSeq, a predicted model, not a curated record